Dentiscutata erythropus is the source of this 1655-nucleotide messenger RNA. NCBI's taxonomy places the organism in Eukaryota, Fungi, Glomeromycota, Glomeromycetes, Diversisporales, Gigasporaceae. The record is from the annotation of a GenBank genome assembly.
AUGUUCAAAGAUUAUUUAAGAAACCAUGCUUUGGUGCAUUAGAAGCCGAUAAAAGCCCAUUAAACUUGAGUCAUUGUCAACGAAAAACAGCAAAUGAAAUUCAAAUAUUAGAGGUUAAACCACAGCUCGCUCGGAAAUCAAAAAAUUCUCUUUGGACUUGUUUUAAAGAAAAAACCUUUUUAAAAUGGGAUGCUACAGUGAAGAAAAAUUCUAUGAUUACUAAAUUUUUGAAUCCGAAUACUCUUAACAACUCCACAAAGCAAUAUAUGAAUGAUGAAAAAGUGUAUAUGGUUCCUCUGCCAAACUUUACAGCCUAUCCACCAAACGUUAAUAAUCAUCCACAAGGAUUAAUCACAACCUUAUGGAAAUUUAUAAAGAUCAUGAUUUAUCCAAGAAGCCGUGUAAUCACUAAGGAUAAAUAUUCUCCUUUCUUGCAUGUAAUUGAUAAUGAAAAUGACACGAGGAUGUAUAAUUGUCCGUCAAUAAUCGCGGCAACUGAGUUCAAAUGGGCAUCUGCAAGAAAACACUUUCUUAGACAUUUUGUGAUGUAUCUUAUCUUUGUAAUCUCAUUUGCAAUUAGUGCAGGCGACUUUACCAGCCGAAAGUUAGCGAGGAGCAUUACAUUUGAAUCACAUAAAAGCGUAGCUUUGUGGGCCAACGUUAUUUCUCUUUACAUUGGAUAUCACUUAUUUGUAUCAGAAUUAAUACAAUUAAAGAGAGAACUUAAGGAUCCUGUGGCAUCUCAAUUUUCAGUUGAUUCCUACCUAAUAAAAAAUGCCUCAAAUCUUACACAAAAUCUUUUUCCUAAUAUUACAAUUCAACAUAAUGUAGAUCCAACAACUCGUUCAGACAAUUAUUUUUCAACUUUUGCUUCAUCAGUUGAAGCAGUAUAUUUUUGGACUAAUGGAAGAUGGGAUCAACUAAGCAAUUGGGAUAGUACUGCAGUAGAUAUUAUGAAAGCUGACAUGACAGGUAAAUACGCUGCUCGAAAAUAUAGGGCUGAAAUGAUUUGUGAUUAUGAAACUUUAGAAAAACCAUUGGACAGUAAAAGAGGAAAUCCUCGGUACAUUUAUUACAUUGCCAAUAGUGAUUUUAUUGAUAAAUGGUUAAACGAAAACAAGGCUUAUCAACAAAAAAGUUGGUCAGCCCAUACCGACAGUGAUGAUGAUAAAAUAUUCGAUGAUAGUGAUAGUGAUGGUGACGAUGAAAAUGACGGUACCAUAAAUGAUAAAAGCUCUGAUAUUAAAAAAAGGGACAUUCCAGAUGGUUCAAGCGAUUUUUGUGGGUCUUAUAAGAUGAAUGGCAGUUAUUAUUUGCAUGAUGAAGAAAAUUAUAAAUCAAUAUCUACAGCAACUUUGAAGGACUCAUUAUCAAAGAAAUCCCAUCUAAAAGAGAAUAAUGACGAGAAUUCAAGAUCAAUUAACUUUAAUGAUACAAUUGUCACAUCACAUUCAGGUCCACAAUUACCCAUUCUUAUUGAUGAUAAUCUAGAUAUGAGUGAACAAGUAGAAAAAAUAAGCAAGCGACUUAAAAUUUUGGAAGAGGGAACGGGUGAUAAAGAUAAAAAUAAGAAUAGGGAGUUUGAGAACAGAUUCAAGGCGUUGGAACGAAAUAUUAACACCAUUUUAGUUAAGCUUAACAAGUUAUCCAAUUGA